This is a messenger RNA of Psylliodes chrysocephalus, 921 nucleotides long. NCBI's taxonomy places the organism in Eukaryota, Metazoa, Arthropoda, Insecta, Coleoptera, Chrysomelidae. The record is from the annotation of a GenBank genome assembly.
AUGGAUGUUACCGUUAGGCGUUUAUCGGAGUACUUAGAAGAGGUAUUAAUACCUUUAAAGGAGAAAGAGCGUGAUUGUCUAACUAUAAUCACCCUUGAAUUCGGCAUAUCUGUGUUACACGCUAGAAAUCGAUUAUUUGAAUCCAUCCUACACUUAGCAUAUAAACUUAAAGUGAAAAAAUAUAGGGGAAGAAAAUCGAAAGAGGAAAAAGACCUAGAAGAUCAAACCAAAAGAGAGAUACAAACAAGGUUCCGCAUUGAAACAGGUUCACUAAUAGAUAUGCCUAAAUCCAAUUUCGGGAAUACAAAUGAUGGAAAUACUAGCAGAAGGUUCUUUGAGAAUUCCAGAUUAGCUGCAGAAAUAACUGGCAUUAGCUAUGAACUAAUAUACAGACUAAAAGUCAUAUUGGAAGCAACUUCAAGCGGAUUUGAAAUUGAUCCGGUAAAUUAUGAAAGAUAUGCUUCAGAAACUGCUCGACUUUAUGUUAAGUUGUAUGAUUGGCAUCCUAUGACGCCAACAAUGCACAAGAUUUUAGUGCAUAAUGCAGUCAUUAUUGAAAAGGCAUUGUUACCAAUCGGACAGCUUUCCGAGGAAGCAGCUGAGGCUGGCAAUAAAUAUUUUAGAAGAUACCGACAAGAUUUUGCGAAGAAAUUUUCCAGGGAAAGCUAACAAAAUAUCUUGUAUAGAAAGUUUAUAAUGAAAGGAGUAUUAAAAGUUCAGUUACCACCAUCAAAAAGAAAAAGGAGCAGUAUUGACUACAGCCUCUGUGUAUUGUGCCAAAAAAAGGAACAAGAAUCUCUUGUUGCGAAAUCAAAAUCGUCGGAAACACUUUUAGAAGCCCUUGCCAAACGAAAGAAGUUUGGAGACAAAGAGUUCGAAUGUUCAUAUGAGUUACUAUGUGAUACAAGUAUACUAACAUAA